This is a messenger RNA of Oncorhynchus mykiss (rainbow trout), 2572 nucleotides long. Its product is annotated as protein unc-119 homolog A. Gene Ontology annotation, cellular component: intercellular bridge; spindle pole; spindle midzone. Gene Ontology annotation, molecular function: lipid binding. Lineage: Eukaryota; Metazoa; Chordata; Actinopteri; Salmoniformes; Salmonidae. The record is from RefSeq and is a predicted model, not a curated record. Gene Ontology annotation, biological process: positive regulation of protein tyrosine kinase activity; lipoprotein transport; mitotic cytokinesis.
UGUUCAAUGCGGGAGCGCAUGUCCAUGCGCUAGUUGGCCACCGCAGAGAUGCAUGUAGGGUGAAAGGACUCCGUUUAUGUGAGAAUAUCCUGCUAUCAUUUGAGUUCAUUAACGGUUUAUGAUGAUUUCGUAUGAGCGCAGACGGCCCACCACAUCCUUCCUUCCUCUCUCUACGUUCUGAAGUCUGUAAACCCCCGCCACCACCACACGCGCGCUCCAAGAGCAAGGGCUAUUCAGCCGCCGCACACAAGCAGUCACGGACAGACGGGUUUAAAGAACUUAAGGAUUUAAAUUACAUACCGAGUGAGAGAGCCGUUGAGCCUUGGGUGAGGGAGGGAGAGAGACUGAUUUGUAUCUUCACCAGAUCUGGAGGGGGAGGAGGCACGGAGAAUGAGCUAUUCUUGUACCACAGAGGCUGUGUGUAACAGCCAGGACGCACCUAACGCCAGUGCGAAGAAAGCGGCUACUAAUAAUACGAACCGUGGCAGCGGAGAUCUCGACAGCAGCAGCAGAAGCCCUAGUUCACGCCACUCGCACCCCAAACCGCUCGUGGCCAUGAAAGUGAAGAAAGGCUGCAACUCGACAGAUGCUGGGGUCCCGGUUACAUCGGAAGACGAGUUGCUAAGAAACCCCGUAAUAUCGCCUGAGGAUGUACUUGGGUUACAGAAGAUCACUGAAAACUACCUAUGUUCCCCAGAGGAGAACGUUCACAUGAUCGAUUUCACACGGUUCAAGAUCCGAGACAUGGAGACAGGGACGGUGCUGUUUGAGAUCACUAAACCCCCUGUACCAGCGGGCGAAAAGAAGGAUUUGGACCCCAACGGAGGCCGCUUCGUCCGUUACCAGUUCACCCCCGCCUUCCUGCAGCUGCGCCAGGUUGGAGCCACUGUGGAGUUCACAGUGGGAGACAUGCCCAUCAACAACUUCAGGAUGAUUGAGAGGCACUACUUCAGAGAGCAGCUCCUCAAGAGCUUUGAUUUUGAGUUUGGUUUCUGUAUGCCCAGCAGCAAGAACACCUGUGAACACAUCUAUGAGUUCCCCCCUCUGUCAGAGGACAUCAUGCGUGAGAUGAUCCUGCACCCAUACAAAACGCAGUCCGACAGCUUCUACUUUGUGGACAACAAGCUGGUGAUGCACAACAAGGCAGACUACUCCUACAGUGGGAGUCCAUAGGACCACAGGACCCCCCUAGACACCUAGACCCAUCCCAACUCCAACUCAAUCCCACCCCUCCAUGGGACCACGGACAGACAGACAGACGAACGUGCUGACAGAUGACGAAUGGAGAGAUGUAUGGACGGACUGACAGGUCACAAGCAACAGGGCUGAUGGACAGCCUCUCACACUCUCCACAGCUUUAUUUCUCCAACCAGAAUUCCCCCAUUGCUUGUUAACGCCUCAAUUGCAAUCCCCUACUCCAAGUCUCUUGCAAUGACCUCUCAACUUAUGUUUCUGUGUCUGAUAGAGAGUGUUGUAGAUGUGUACACAGUCUAGUAUACAUAAACACACACAGACCUUCGCUAUGGGACACGUCUGAUGUGGCCCGAUCUAGACCAAAUAAAAGCACAACAAGUACAGUAUGUAAGGGCCAGUAACAAUGAAUGAGAUUGAAUGUCUAGUCAGUGUUUUCUGAAGGGCUCAGUCAAUCUACUAAAGAGAAAAAGAGAGCAGCAAAGAGAGAAAUGGGAGAGACAGAAAAAAUUGAGAGAGAGAGAAAGAGAGAUAGAGAGAGGGUCUGCUUAUCUGCCCUUCAUCUCAUUAACAUUAAGCUAUUUAAACAAUAGAGACAGACAGACCCGCCAGUUGUCGGUGCAGGACCAAGUGACACAGACACACAAUUCUCUGACAUCCUCAAAACAUGUAUUCUAAUCGAGCAAGCAGAACCUAUAUAUUUCUACUAGGGUUCAGCAACUUUUUUUUACUCUUAAAGAAAGUCAAAAAAGUUUAUUGAAUUUCUUAUAAAUAGCCAUUAGCUCUGAAUGACUCGAUGUCCCUGAUAGGAAUAGUACUACUGUUUGAUGAAGUUCUUUGUCGAUUACCAUUCCACUAGAAACCAGUCGAAUGCCAUUAGGGUACAGUAAGACGUAGAAUGGGACAGGUACUCUUUUACAGUGAAUGUGUCGUAUUUAGGCUUGUAAAAUGCUAGCUUUCCCAAAAUUCCCUGGUUUUCCAGAAGUCCCGUUUGGAGGAUUCCUGCGUUUCUUAUUCCAACCUGAUUCUCGGAAUCUUCCAACUUGGAUUUCCGGAAAACUUGGGAAUUUUAGGAAAGUUAGUAGAAUUUUGCAAUCCUAGUCGUGUUUAUUUCCGUAUACUCAUAGUUUUAUGUUCUAAAGUAUUUUUUUAAAUAGCCACUUUGAGGAGUUAAAUGUAGGUGAAGGAUAGUCAUAUAGGAAUUCAAAACCAGAUAUUCAUUUUGAUAUCCAGCACAUACUAUUUAGUCUCAAGUGAUCUGCAGAUUUAUUUAAAAUAAAUGUGGUUUUUGUAAAUUAAAACUAAAAAUAGUGUAAAGUUUAGAUGGUUGAAAUGCCACUUUGAGAAAUAAAUAUAUGUGAUUUUUUGGGAAGUCUUGAAA